CAUUCGGCUGAAACUUCUCAACAUGGCGUCGCAGCGCAUCGACGGAGUAAAAACGAUGGAAAACGCGAGUCCAACUUCAUCCCGUCCCUGUUUUAGCAGCGAUAAAUAUUCUUUACUGGUCGUGGUCGGGGAACACACCGCUGCCGGUUCUGUGGAGUACCUAGUUUCGGAGAUUGAGCGAGGUAUUCGCUCCUGGGAUGUGGACCUGUCCUCCUGUAAUUUGGACGAGCAGCUCAAACUCUUCGUCUCCAGACACUCCGCGUUCUUCUCUGAGGAGCUCAAAGGCCAGAGGACACUGCAGCACAAUGGAGAUGUUCUGGAGACGCAAGUGGUUGUAAACCCAUCCCACAGUUUGGUGUGUUUAGAGGUCCGUCGGCUUAUUACCGACGUGUCUCGUCACAAGCUGCUGAUUCUGGCUGGACAGUGUGUGGAAGACACUGGUGACCUUGUAUUACAAACUGGUUGCUUUUCACUUAAUGACUUCAUUCAGAUAUUUGCUCAUGACGAGAUCGGUGAGAUGUUGAGCUCAGCAGACCCUUCACACAAAGCAAGCCUCACGCUGAGUUGCCCCAUGUCUGGAGCGUGGAAGAGCUCUAUGUUGGAGAAGCACAAUUUGCAAGACUUUAUUGAAAUCAAGAUCAACCCCCCAUCAGUGUUGCCGGAGAUGGAAGGUCUGCAGGAGUUUACGGAGUAUCUUUCUGAGUCUCUUGAACCUCGGUUGGCUUUUGAGCUCCUUGAGCCUCCUAGUACAGUUGGCUUUCUAAAACUGUCCCGUCCUUGCUGCUACGUGUUUCCUGGUGGUAGAGGAGACUCUGCCUUCUUUGCUGUGAAUGGAUUUAACGUGUUGGUCAACGGUGGGUCUAAUCCACGGUCUUGUUUUUGGAAACUGGUGAGACAUUUGGACAGAGUGGACUCCAUAUUGAUGACACACAUUGGUGCGGAUAACUUGCCAGGUAUGAACAGCUUCCUCCGGAGAAAAUCGGCAGAGCAGGAAGAAGAGGAUUCAUCUGGAUCCCAGAGCAAUGAAGACUGGCAAAGGAACUUGAUAUCUCCAGAAAUCGGGGUUGUGUUCCUUAAUGCUCCUGAAAGACUUAAGACACUCCAAGGUGAUCCUAAGGUCUUGCGUGGCUGUGAUCAGGUUUCACUUACACUACAACAUCUAGAAAAGUUAUCUAUCUCUCCAGAAUCGCUCAGUCGUCCUAACGGUCCAAACAUCGAACCAUUAAUCCUCUUUCAGAAGAUGGGCGUCGGCCGAUUGGAACUUUAUGUUCUUAAUCCAGUCAAAGGUAGUAAAGAACUCGAAACUUUUAUGCAGAAGUGGCCCAGUAGUGCCUCCGGUGUGAAGGCUUCAGAGAUUCCUUUAACCUGCCUGGUUUCAAUAUGUGCACUGUUGGUAUGGCAUCCUGCUAGCCCUCAGGAAAAAAUUGUUCGUGCUCUCUUUCCUGGUUGCACGCCACAGGCAAAGAUAUUUGAUGGUUUGGAGAGGUUGAAACAUCUAGACUUCCUUAAGCAUCCAGUGGUGAGUUUACAGGAUCGUGAAGCAUCUAAACCUGAUAAGCAACCAAAGCGUGCAGAGAGCAAAGAGAGCCUUAAGUCUCUCACCAGAGACUCAAGACCUGGGAGUGCCUCGCUUGUCAAAGACAAGGUAAGCAAAGUUGACAUAAAGAAACAAGACACUAAAGUGAAAGCCAAAUCUGUAAGUGAAACCAGCCAAAAAGAGUGUAAAGAAGGGGAAGAAAAACCGAAGCCGAAAGAUGACGUGAAACAGAGACUCUCUAAGCCUGAAAAGCAACUGGUUAAAAAGGAUCCUGUAAAAGAGGAGAAAAAAGAAGUAAAGAAGAAAGAGGAACGACCCUCAACAAGUCUUUCUAAGAAAGAUGAAAAUGUUGAGAAAAAGAAGGAACCCAUGAAAAAAGACUUAGGAUCGAAACCUAAAAAAGAUUUGAAACCUGAAAUUAAGAAGGAGAUUAAGAAGGAGGUUAAACUGGAGGAGAAAAAAACGAUAACUAAGCCAGUUGUUAAGGACCCAAAGAAAGCAUCUGGAAGUGCUUCUUCUGAAGCAAGGAAAUCAACAGCCAAGAAUGGGUCAUUAAGGAAAGACUCAACCAUCACUAAAAAGGACACUUUAAAUAAAGGAAUGAAGUCUAAACUAGAGAAUCAUGAAGAGCACAGUCUGAAACCAAACUCUGAUCAGAAGUCAUCUGAGGAUACUGCUGCAAAUGUUGAGAAGGUAAAAUUGGAAAAUAGAGUAUUGGAUGAAGAAGGGAAUUGUUUAGGUUCUGCAGCUAAAUGUACUGAGCAAGCUGAAAAAGAUCAACAUCAGUUAAAUGGAGCGCAAAGUGGAACAGACUUGCCUGAAACCCCAGAGAAAUUUCGAUGUACAGAGACUCUAUCUGCCUCAAAUACUACUUUGGGAUCUCCUUCACCAUUAGCAAAGACUCCAAAAAAUGAGAAGAGUGUCAAUUUUGAUCUCACACCAGUGGACUGUGGAGUCCUUGAAAUGGUCUCUCCUGCAAACACUGCAGGACAGGCAUCUUUCUGUCAAACUCCUGAAAAUGAUCAUCCAGGUACUGGUCCUGAAGAUACUCAUGAGGGAGUUAGCUUAAAAAGUCAUGUGACCGCCAAUUCCACAUCUUUAAAGGACAUACUCCCAGAUGCAUCAUCCACAGUCACGUCCCUGCCUGCUGAGGAAGGUUCUCCACAUUCAACUGAAGUUGACAAUUCUUUAUCAGUUUCUUUCGAGCAAGUCAUUCCCCCUGUUGGUCAUACAGAAGACAGCGAGUACACCAGUGAACAAGAUUCAAAAGCACAUAUGUCAUUACCUUUAAGGACAUUCUGUAAUGGUGACCAGAACUAUAACGGGCCUGAGAAGCAUCUCUCUGGCCCACAGGCUCUUUGCUCUGAUAUUCCACCUCAUGAUGUUGACCUUUGUUUGGUGUCUCCUUGUGAAUUUGAGCAUCACAAAUCUCCAGAAAACCAAACAGGGUUACCUAGCCCAGGUGCUCACAACUACUCACCCGAGAGUGACCAGUCUCAAGAACCUGCUAAAUCACCUUCACAGUGCAACAACAGUGUUUGUUACUCUUCACAAGGCCAAGAGACAACGCCAACCUCUGUCAGUGACUCCCUUCCUACAGUCUCAGACUCUGAUGUCCCGCCAGCGACAGGAGAGUGUCCUUCAAUUAGCGAAGACCUGGAGUCUGAUGAGGAGUCCGCUGACCUUUUUCCACCCCAUCACCCACACGAUCAUCCCAGCAGUCACUCGUUUCACAUGGACACUGCACAUUCCUCUCCAGAUCCCCCUCCAGCACCAAUGAAAGACUUGCCCCCCCUCCCACCUCAGCCUGGCGCCUGCAUGGUAGACCCUGAAGCUGAUUCCCAAGUCAAGUCUUCAAAGAAUGUAGCUCUGAAGGCUAAAAAACCAGCAACUUCUGGCACACAAAAAAUGGCAGCUGCAAAUCCUUCAGCACAAAGUAGCAAGACAAAGGCCGGUUCUCAGGCAACAACGAGCGGUUCAGUUAGGUCUUCGUCAAGCUUGGAUACAAAGCCUGCGUCACGUAGUACCAUAAGUAACGUGAGACCAAUGUCAGGAAGUGCAAAACUACAAUCAGGUCCAGUGGGUAACAAGUCAAGUGCUCCAUCAGUUUAUCUGGACUUUGCAUACCUACCCUCUGGCUUUGCAGCGUCUUCAGUUGACGUGGAAUUUUUCCGUCGUGUGCGCUCCUCCUGCUAUAUAAUAAGUGGGGAAGAAUCGUAUAAGGACUCAGUCAUGAGACCCAUCCUUGAAUCUCUUUUAGAAGGAAAGGCGGCCUGGCCAGAAAUACAGGUCACUCUGAUCCCCACGUUUGAUUCGCUCACGAUGCACGACUGGUACCAAGAGACGCAUGAAAGACAAAAAGAGCUAGCGAUAACCGUGUUGGGAAGCAACAGUACCGUAGCCAUGCAGGAUGAAACAUUCCCUGCCUGCAAAGUGGAAUUUUGAAUGGGAAGUGGGGGGAAAAAAUCCUGCGAAGAAAUCACUCCUAUUUAAAUCAUUUAGGCUAAUUAGGCCAAUUCAGAUGUAACGUUGAUAGAUUUUUUUUUCUUUAAAGAUAUGCAUUAAUUAGCAUAAGCUCUGAGAAUUAGCUAAAAAAAACUGUGAAUCUCCAUUAAUGAAGAUUUACAGAAGCUGAUGGUAGUAUGCUAUAGAUCUUGUGUGAACAAAAGGAGUAAACAAAAGUUUGGGGGGGGGGGGUUGAUUUUUUUUUUUCUGGUGAAAUAUUGAUUGUUUUAACAGUCUCAAGCUGUAUAGACUUUAUAGAUCAUGGUAAGAUCAUGUUUCUUAUUUCCUUAAUUACUACAGUCUGUUGUUUUGCAUGGUUGCACAGUUUGGAUUUUCAGCACAAACAGGGAAACACAAAACACCAGUGGACUUUGUGAUGGACGGGAGAAGGCUAGAUGGUCAUCAUGCCGAUCCCACGGAGUUAUUUUUAAUUAUCUCUUAAUGACAAACGUUUUGUUUUGGACAUUUGUUAUAACCCAGCAAAUAUUUUGUCAUGUUUCGCCUGUUUUCCUCAACUGUAAUGAUUGAUUCCUCUGUAGAGUUGAAAUCACAUUUGCAUGGUUAGACAGUUUGAUGUCAGUUUUUGUUGAAUUUUCACAUUUGUUGUUGAUAGUAAUCAUGCACCACACACAAGCACCAGUGUUUAGUAAUUUCUUGUUUACUGCAGUCGUUUAUUUAUACUGCAUUCAACUACAGCCUGUAACUUAGAAUUUGCAGCCUCAUACCCAGAAAGAAAAACCAAAGAAAACGCCUCCUUAUUUGGAAUUCCUAUUUAGAAUGUCAGGAAGGUCUUCUCAACUAGCCAUGAGACGUCAUUUCAACAGUAAAUAAGCAUACCACUUAUUUAGAAGAUUUUAUACUACUUUAAAUUCAUCAAAAUAGACAAUCAAAUAUGCAAGGCGGACCGUAUAGUCUGAUGUCUUGAGGAGCUAAAUGCACAAUAUUAAACACAUGAUCAAUUUCUGUUGUAGAGUUAGCUGGGUGUUGCUAACAAAACACACAUUUUUCCCCACGUUGUAUUUUGAACACACCAAGCUAAUUCCGCAAUAUUACACAAUUCCAAGUUUAGACUUCCUAUUUCUGAGUUGAAUGCAGUAUAAGUGUAGUAGGACUAAUUUUAUGUAGUGACGGUACACUGUGAGCCAAUUCUUUUACAAAACCAUCCUGUAUAUUUUUAUUAUUAUUAUUAUUUGUUGUUGUUGUUUAUUUUUUGUUUUGUUUUUUACAAUUCAGAAACAUGUUGUGUUUUGAUGCAUGCUAAGGAGACACUAACUCAAAGAAUCUGUGAAUUACUGUUUCCUGGAUUCAAAAUUUCAGAUUUUUGGAUCCGGAUGUAGUAUGAUGAAGUUACUUGGAGCUUUUUCAACAUUUUAAAAGAUUUCUUUAUUCCAAAAAUAAAAUGUACAAAAUGAACACUUUACCCAAUUUGUAAUCAGCCAGCUGAGACAUGGUUUAUUUUUGCAUUGGACGUUCAAAGCUCAUGGAAAGAACAAAGUGGCAAAGCAGACACAGUGUUGCUGAGUUACGGUAAAAGACCUGACUCAGCUUGGUUAGUUAGUGGUCUAUGACAUAAUGAGUGUAAUGGCAUCGAUGGUGGUAUGAGCAUGAAAUUUGAAGCUUUCUAUGCAGAUAUGUUUGAGCAGAGUGUACAGGUGAAGAGUUAAGAGAACUGAACAGACUGAAGGAUUAAAAUGUGGUUGCUAUUGCAUGGCUUUUUUUUUUUUUUUUUUAGGUAGAGAUGAAGUGAGGACUAAUGUACCACCAUCAGCAGGUGAAGUACCGUGAAAACACCAACAUUGCAAUGAAGGAAGUUUAAACCAAAAUUUAUUAAAAACGAAUCUUUGACACCAUGAUUUAUCAGGUGUCAAUUAUAAAGAUUUAUUUGAAUGACAUUCAGGGUUGAUUGCUCUUUCAUUCAGAAAAAUAAAACACCAAGAACCCCGUAAUAUUUACAGAACUGAGAUUUUGCAGUGUUAAAAACUAAAGCUGGGAUUCAUUUCUUUUAACAGUGUUUUUUUUGUGCUUGUGUACCAUUUGGUGCAUCAUUAAGGGAAAAUGGUGUGUGUUGUAAAAGAUACCUGGUUUAUUAAUGGAGUGAUGGUUAAUGGAGAACUACGAGGCGUGAAUGCGGACACAUUGAGCAUCCUAAGUAGAAACUUGCAAAUCCGACAGCUUGACAUUUUUUUUUCCCCCAGUGUGUGUGAUGUUGAAUUACAAGCCACUAAAUCAAGUCCACAAGCCUUAAACACUAUCACAUCCAAGUUGGCUGGACAAAUCAAAUGCUUCAGAUUCAUGAUUUGCAUAUUUGCAAACUGGGUCAUGUGUGAGUGAAAAUCCAUUUGCAUUAAAGCAGUCUGCACUAUUUAAACUUUU
This is a messenger RNA of Hemibagrus wyckioides, 6415 nucleotides long. RefSeq names its product microtubule-associated protein 1Sa (gene map1sa). Bases 23 to 3982 code for a protein of 1319 amino acids. Gene Ontology annotation, molecular function: microtubule binding; actin binding. The transcript is spliced from 7 exons. Gene Ontology annotation, biological process: microtubule cytoskeleton organization; dendrite development; regulation of microtubule depolymerization. Gene Ontology annotation, cellular component: microtubule; neuronal cell body; dendrite. NCBI's taxonomy places the organism in Eukaryota, Metazoa, Chordata, Actinopteri, Siluriformes, Bagridae. The record is from RefSeq and is a predicted model, not a curated record.